Molecule: messenger RNA, 3819 nt
Organism: Tarenaya hassleriana
Lineage: Eukaryota; Viridiplantae; Streptophyta; Magnoliopsida; Brassicales; Cleomaceae
Product: HEAT repeat-containing protein 6
Exons: 26
Coding region: 220-3636 (1138 amino acids)
Molecular function (GO): protein binding
Source: RefSeq, a predicted model, not a curated record
GAUUGAAAUCUUCUAUUUGCUCGUUGUAUUCGAAGGUUUAUAGUUUUUUUCUGGGAAAUUUUGAGUUGAUUUCGUUGUGUUUCUCGUUUUGCAGGUCGGAUACGAAUGAUAAUGGCGAGUACUUGAUCCGAAGAAAGGAAGGAAUUUGGAAUUUCUAGAGCAAAAAUCGCCUACUUGUGUAGAUUGGGUCGUCCAGGAGAGCAUUGUCUCCUGUUGAUAAUGGCGGCUUCGUCGUGGCGGACGGCGUUUCUCUCUCUCAGAGACGAAACCCUAACCACUCCCCCCCAGCCACUUCCUCGAUUGCUUGACGAUCUCAUAUUCUUACAUUUCAACUCUCUCCUCUCCGCCGCGUCUCUCCUUCCACCACACGAGCUCACUUCCGAUUGUGUGUUCCUUUUGGAUUUGGUGGCUAAAUCGGAUUGCAUCCCUGUGUCUCUUCAUGCUUGUCAAUUUAUCCACGAUGUUUGUUUACGCAAGCAACUGCAGAUAAAUUCGUCGUCUUGGACUCUCCUUCUUGAUUCUUUUGCUAAUUUGUUGGAUUUUCUUCUUCGCCAACCCACGCAUUCACCCAAUUCCACUUCGCAGUUAUCUAGAAUCAAACCCGUGAUUCAGAGUCUGGAAACUCUAAGGCGUCUGGCCGGUUCAUGCCAUGGAAAGAAUGCUCUUGUGGAGAAUACCCAUCUGAUUAAGUUUCUUCUGCGCGUUAUAUCACUUUUGCAUCAGGAUUUGGUCUUAUUAUAUGGUAUGUCCAAUCAAAGAUCUACUGUUGAUCUCGGGAAGAAGCUGCCUAAACAAAGUAGCUUAUGGGAUGCCUUCUGUCUUGCCUUUGACAUGCUUGGUCAAUCAUUUUCUAUGUCCGAGGCUCUGUUUCCUGUAGACGUAAGCCAAUCUGCUACGGAGGUUCUAAGGAAAGUGAUGGAUGUAUUAGUGUCCAAGGGGCAGCUGGUUGAAGAUUAUCUUAUGUCGAGAUUUUAUUCAUCUCUUCUACACUGUUUACACUUGGUCCUUACAGACAUCAAAUGUCCUUUUUCUGAUCAUGUCUCAAGUUUUGUAGCAGCGUUGAGAAUGUUUUUCUGUUAUGGAAUCACUGGCCCACCUCAUCAUUUUCAUUCCGAUGUCCGCAAGGACAAUAAGUUAUGUGAGAUGCCCUCCACAUCGGUUUCUGGAACACGUGAGGAUGCCAAAGAUUCUCCUUAUAGGCCACCCCACUUGCGCAAGAGGGAUGGUUUGAAAACCAAGCCGUCAAGUGCUUGGGACCGGCAGGGUCCCGGUGCUCAUGAUUCUGGCAGCAUCGAUGUUACAUCAUCAGAUUCUGAUUUGAGUGACAGUGAUGGAUCAACCAGGGAUUCUUAUAGCAGUGAAGGCUCCAAAGUAAGAGUAGCUGCAAUUGUUUGUAUACAGAAUCUUUGUCGUGCUGAUCCAAAGUCAUUUACCACCCAAUGGAUGUCUCUUUUGCCGACCAGUGAUGUACUCAAGCCAAGAAAGUUUGAAGCUACUCUGAUGACAUGCUUACUUUUUGAUCCUCAUUUGAAGGUAAGGAUAGCAUCUGCCUCAGCUAUUGCCGCAAUGAUGGAUGGCCCUUCAUCUAUUUUCCUUCAAGUGGCAGAGUACAAGGAAUCAAUGAAAUAUGGAUCUUUUAUGCCCCUCUCAAAUUCUCUUGGUUUAAUACUAAUGCAACUCCAUACAGGUAUUCUACAUUUGAUCCAUUGUGAUAAUCAUGGUAGAUUGCUGACAUCCUUGUUCAAGAUUCUUUUGCUUUUGAUAUCAAACACACCUUACUCAAGAAUGCCGGGAGACUUGUUGCUAAAAGUUAUAAUAUCUCUGCAUGCAAGGAUUAAAGAAGGUUUUCCUUUAAAAAAUGAUCAAACUGGUCUGCUGGUUUCUGCAAUAAGCUGCCUGACAGCUGCUUUCUCCACCUCCCCUCCUCAAACGAAAGUACGUGAUAUGCUUUUGGAUGAGAUAUCAGCAGGAUUGGUCGAGGUCGAAGGGAAGUCUGGAGUUCUGUUCACUUUAUUUCAGUUUGCCAAGCAAUUUUCUAAUACACCAACUUGUGUUGAGGCGCUUCAGGUCCUCCGAGCUAUCGCACACAAUUACCCAACCUUAGUUUCAGCAUGCUGGGAAUGUGUCUCGGCCCUUGUGUAUAAACUGUUGGACUCUGCUAUUAUGGAAGUUUCUCCAGCUCAGAAGGCUCCUGUUAGGGAUUCUGUUAGACAAAUUGGAGAUAAAGUCAUUGCAAUGGCUAUUAAGGUAUUGGACGAAUGUCUUCGAGCAAUAUCUGGAUUUAAGGGCACAGAGGAUCUCUUGGAGGAUAGACUAUCGGAUACACCAUUUACAUCUGACUGCAUAAGGUCAAAAAAAGUCUCAUCAGCACCAUCUUAUGGAUUCGUGAAUCCUGAAUAUGCUCAAGAGUCAAAUUUUCAGGCAGGAUCUGACCACUGGUCUGAGGCAAUUUCGAAGCAUAUACCUCUGGUGCUUCACCAUGAUUCUGCAAUGGUGAGAGGAGCUUCAGUUACUUGCUUUGCUGGGAUCACUUCCUCAGUUUUUGUCUCUCUCAAAACACAUGAAAAAGACUUCAUCACUUCAUCUAUCAUAACCGCUGCUUUGCAUGACAAGGCACCUUCAGUGAGAUCAGCAGCUUGUCGAGCAAUUGGCGUAAUUUCAUGUUUCCAGGAAGCUUCCGGAAGUGCAGAGUUCCAUGAAAACUUUAUCUUAGCUGUUGAAGCAAACACUCGUGAUCCCUUGAUCUCGGUUCGUAUAACAUCAUCCUGGGCAUUGGCAAAUAUAUGUGAUUCUCUUCGUUACUGUGUCAGUGAUGAAUCCUUUCAAGGGUCAAAUAAAAGUAUACAAUACCUUGACAUGCUAAUAGAAUGUGCUUUGCGCCUUACAGAAGACGGGGACAAGGUGAAAGCAAAUGCAGUUCGGGCCCUCGGGAGUCUGUCGAGAUAUGUUAAAUUUGCGCGUGUAAAAUCGGUGGACCCAGAAGCAUCAAAUGCAUGCGCAAGGGAUUCGAGUUGGCUGGAGAGAACUGUGCAAGCGUUUCUUUCUUGUGUAACAACUGGGAAUGUUAAGGUUCAGUGGAAUGUCUGCCAUGCUUUAAGCAAUCUAUUCUCCAAUAAGACGAUAGAACUUCAAGAAAUGGAUUGGUCUCCCACUGUGUUUAGUAUUUUGCUACUUCUGCUCCGUGAUGCAUCGAACUUUAAGAUAAGAAUACAAGCUGCUGCUGCACUUGCCGUUCCGGCUGCCCCACUUGAUUAUGGAUGGUCCUUCGUAGAUGUUGUCAAAGGUGUAGAGCAUGCUCUUGAGUCGUUGAGUUCAGACAAAGAUUCAAGAUUGGAAAAUCUCAAGUACAAGACAGCCCUUGAGAAACAGUUAACAUCAACCAUGUUGCAUCUCCUGAGUCUGCUUCCAAGCUGUCAUUCCCAAGCUCUGAUAGAUUUCCUUGUAAAGAGAGCCGGGUUUCUCGAGGAGUGGUUGAGGAAGUUAUCUGUGUCGGUAGACGAGACGGAAAACCCAAGCGGAUCGAGGAGCGAUUCGGGUGGGAGGCAAAAGAAAGAGUUGAUCUCAAGAGCCAUAGAAGCACUGGCCACAAGCUUGGGUCCUGAAAUGGCUCCGAAAUUGCAGAAGUUGAGGUUUUGAAAGGUAUGGAUGAUGAUGAUGUUGAUGACAAGGUUCAAAAAUCAUGAAAGAUUACAAGUCUCUCCCUUUAUACUUAAAAAAGAUUGUAUAUUAUUUGUAAAUUUUUUUGGAAAACUUUUUUACGCCCUAUAUUAGUACUCUUGGAUUUAUUCUUUGAAUAAAAUCAUGGAUGGGUAUGUCAAA